AUGUCCUCCGAGCCCACUCUCUUCAAGCCCAUCAAGGUAGGGGACCUUGACCUCGCACAUCGCGUAGUCUUUGCGCCCCUCACUCGUUUCCGCGCCAAUCCGGAAGACCGCACUGCUACAGACCUCUUUGUUGAAUACUACUCUCAACGUGCGCACACACCCGGCACGUUGCUGAUCACCGAGUCCAUAUUCGUGGCGCCCCAGUUGGCCGGUUACCCUGUCAUGCCAGGAUUGUGGACAGAGGCCCACCUGCAGAGUUGGAAGAAGGUUGUUGACGCUGUCCACGCUAAGGGGGGCAAGAUCGCUGUUCAGGUUGCCGGCCUCGCCGGUGUAUCUUCAACGGAGUACCUGCAAAGCGUGGGCCAGGAGCAUCUAGGAGUUUCCGAUUCGUCGGCCCUCUCACCCGAGGUGCAUCCCCGCGCGCUCACCGUACCCGAGAUCAAGGAGUUCGUUCAGCUCUAUGCGCGCGCAGCUAAAGCUGGCAUCGAGCAAGCUGGCUUUGAUGCGGUCGAGAUUCAUGCAUGCAAUGGUGAUCUGAACGAAGAGUUCCUCUCGACGACAUGGAACAAGCGCACCGACGAAUACGGUGGCUCUCCCGAGAAUCGCUCCCGUUUCUUACUUGAAGUCGUCGACGCUACCAUUGCAGCUGUCGGUGCUGGUAAAGUUGGCGUGCGCAUUGGUCCUUUUUCUCCCUUCCAAAACAUGCGCAUGCCGGAGGAAGAUAUCGUGGCUACGUACACAUACCUCGUCAAGGCCCUGCACGACAGGAAGAUUGCCUACCUGCAUGUAAUUCAGCCACGUAUCUCAGCCAGCGAUGACACGGAGAUCGGCGCAAAUGACAGUGACGACUUCGUACGCGCACUCUGGAGCGACCUCCCUUACAUCACUGCGGGAGGCUUCACCCGCGCGACGGCGAUCGCACGCGCCGAAACGUACAAGAACGAGCUUAUAUGCUUUGGUCGGCUCUUCAUCUCGAACCCGGAUCUGGUAGAGAAGCUCAAGAAGGGCCUGCAGCUCACGCCUUACGACCGGGACACAUUCUACUCGCCAGGCCCAAAGGGGUACACAGACUAUCCAUUCGCGUAG
This is a messenger RNA of Peniophora sp. CBMAI 1063, 1086 nucleotides long. Lineage: Eukaryota; Fungi; Basidiomycota; Agaricomycetes; Russulales; Peniophoraceae. The record is from the annotation of a GenBank genome assembly.